Spodoptera litura is the source of this 2007-nucleotide messenger RNA. Its product is annotated as facilitated trehalose transporter Tret1-like. Gene Ontology annotation, cellular component: membrane. NCBI's taxonomy places the organism in Eukaryota, Metazoa, Arthropoda, Insecta, Lepidoptera, Noctuidae. Gene Ontology annotation, biological process: transmembrane transport. Gene Ontology annotation, molecular function: transmembrane transporter activity. The record is from RefSeq and is a predicted model, not a curated record.
UGGACAUAUUACAGUCAAUUUGACAUAACAGUGUGUUCUUCUACCUGUGUGAGAUUAGAGACAAUAAUUACUCAAUUAUGGAUAAGUGCAAUUAUAAAGAGAUUCCAAAUGACAAUGAACGGUUUAAUAAAUUGAAAGGACGCUCGGAUUGGAAACCGUUUCUGAAACAGCUGUUAAUAUGCAGUGGAGUAUGGAUGUCUGUGUUUCUGUAUGGACUGUCCGUGAGUGCACCCACUGUCUUCAUCCCUCAGAUCAGACGAGAGGCCAAUAACACUGAAGUAAUCACUACUAACAUGGCUUCUUGGUUGACUUCUGCGUUUAGCUUUAGCGGGUUUCCUUUUGUCCUGAUUCUCUCGAUACUCACCAAAUUCGUCGGCAGGAAGAUACCCUUCGUCAUCGCAGUCCUGGACUCCCUUGCCGCCUUCAUCGUCCUCUACUGCAGCACCACCGUUACACACAUACUGAUCAGUCAAAUCAUGCAAGGAUUGUUCUGCGCCUCGCAUACCACCAUCACGAUAAUGAUUAUGACUGAAUACAUUUCACCAAAGUACAGAGGAAUAUUUCUCACAGCCAAAACUGCUACGUUCUACUGGGGAGUUUGGGCUUCAAAUACUAUAGGAACAUUUUUCCACUGGAAAAAUAUUCCAUUGUUUGGUAUAGGAUGUUCAAUGUACACUCUUUUAACAUUAAUGAUCUGGCCGGAAUCUCCAUACUGGUUGGCCAGUAGAGGACGGUUCGAAGAAUGUGCCGCCGCACACAGAUCACUAAAAGGUUGUGACGAAGAAUCUGAGAAGGAACUAGAAGUGCUGAUUAAUUCUCAAAGGCAAUAUCUUGCUAGUUCCUUAGCUAAUAAACAGCCAGUAACAAAACACAUCACUGGCUUCUUUAAAAUAAUCACAUCAAAGGGAUUUUGUAAACCUACUGCAUUGUCUAUAUUGACAGGCCUUCUAUCAUUCUGCUCUGGAAAAAUGAUAUUUGCUUUCUAUGCUGUAGAUAUUUUAAAGAAAGUUACAAAUAACGAGUCCACGGCUUAUAUUGCAAUGUUGAUCAUAGAUGGGUUUACUGUAGUCAGCAUGUAUGCAGGGUGUGCUCUAGCAAAAUAUUUGAAGAGACGCACUUUGUUAUUAGGAGCUUCUACUAUAGGGGCUGUGUUUCUAUUUAUUUUGUCUAUUUACUUAUACUGUAUUAAAUUGCAUCUGAUUCCAGAAAACCAGUACCUUACAAUUACAUUAUUCAUUGCUUUCACUAUUGCAGUCAGUUGUGGGCCCUUGUCUGUAUCAAUUUCAGUGUAUGGGGAGUUGAUUCCUAUCAGAUCUAGAAAUUUAUCAGUAUGUAUCAUUGCGCUGUUUGGAAAACUAAUUACUGGAUUGUCGCUAAAAUUGGCUCCAACAAUAUUUAAAAAUUUUGGUGUUCACGGAACAUGUCUUACGUUUGCUAUUUUUUCUGUUAUCACAAUAGUGACUUUGUAUAAGUACUUACCUGAAACUAAGGACAAGACACUACAACAAAUAAAUGACCAAAUAAUGGGAGUGAAAUCAAAUACAGGUCAAACAACAAAAAAAUUAAUAGUUGAGGAUAAAGAUGUAUAAAGUAAUUAUAUUUAUUAAGACGUAUUUAACAUUGUAAAUAAUAAAUAAUUCAUGACGCUUUUCUAAUUUAUAAGAUGAACACAUUCAUAGUUUUGUUACUAAACAGUAUCAGGGACAAUCUGUACCUAUUACCUACAUUAGAAAUUACGUCAUUAGGUAAUUACUGAUUUUCUUAAAAAAAGUAAAACAUUUCACAAAAUUAAGUGAAGCGCGCAAUGAAUUGAAAUGUUCUACGCAUUUAAAAAAUAAGUAAAAAGUAGGUACUCGUAAAAUUUUGGUUUUCUAAUCAACCUGUUUUACUAUUACCUUAUCAUAAAAGCAUUUUAUUAGUCUCAUAAUGUCACUUACAAUACCUGCAUACUUAUCUACUUCAAUAGCAUUGUUAUUAUUAGUGAAUCUUUAAUUUCUUAAUUUUAUG